Messenger RNA from Gekko japonicus, 1080 nucleotides. Its product is annotated as zinc finger protein 135-like. The record is from RefSeq and is a predicted model, not a curated record. The transcript has a single exon. Lineage: Eukaryota; Metazoa; Chordata; Lepidosauria; Squamata; Gekkonidae. The annotation marks the transcript as partial.
UUUAAAUGCUCAGAGUGUGGGAAGGGAUUCAGUUGCAGUAGCCAUCUUCAUGCUCAUCUAAGAACGCACACUGGGGAGAAGCCUUUUGAAUGCUCAGACUGUGGGAAGAGAUUCAGUCAGAGUAGCCAUCUUCAGAAACAUGUAAGAACCCACACAGGGGAGAAGCCUUUUGAAUGCUCAGAGUGUGGGAAAAGAUUCAGUCAGAGUAGCGGUCUUCAAGAACAUCUAAGAACCCACACAGGAGAAAAGCCUUUUGAAUGCUCGGAGUGUAGAAAGAGAUUCUGUCAGAGUAGUGGUCUUCAAAUACAUCUAAGAACCCACACAGGGGACAAGCCUUUUGAAUGCUCGGAGUGUAGAAAGAGUUUCUGUCAGAGUAGUGGUAUUCAAAUACAUCUAAGAACCCAUACAGGGGAAAAGCCAUUUGAAUGCUCAGUGUGUAGAAAGAGAUUCUGUCAGAGUAGUGGUCUUCAAAUACAUCUAAGAACCCACACAGGGGACAAGCCUUUUGAAUGCUCAGAGUGUAGAAAGAGAUUCAGUGAGAAUAGCAGUCUUCAAACUCAUCUAAGAACCCAUACAGGGGAGAAGCCUUUUGAAUGCUCACAGUGUGGGAAGACAUUCAGUCGUAGUGCCUAUCUUCAAGAACAUCUACGAACCCACACAGGGGAAAAGCCUUUUGAAUGCUUGGAGUGUAGAAAGAGAUUCUGUCAGAGAAGCGCUCUUCAAAUGCAUCUAAGAACCCACACAGGGGAGAAGCCGUUUGAAUGCUCAGACUGUGGGAAGAGAUUCAGUCACAGUAGCACUCUUCAAAAACAUCUAAGAACCCACACAGGGGAGAAGCCUUUUGAAUGCUCAGACUGUGGGAAGAGAUUCAGUCACAGUAGCACUCUUCAAAAACAUCUAAGAACCCACACAGGGGAGAAGCCUUUUGAAUGCUCACAAUGUGGGAAGACAUUCAGUCGCGGUGGCCAUCUUCAAGAACAUCUAAGAACCCACACAGGGGAGAAGCCUUUUGAAUGCUCAGAGUGUGGGAAGAGAUUCAGCCACAGUAGCGCUCUUCAAAAUCAUCUAAGAACCCACACG